AAACAGUGGACGCUUCAGUUUGAAUUCAAAAUUUUUUCUUUUAUCAGCAAAUACGAAAAUUCAACUUUAAAAUCUUCGAUAAUGCCCCGUGGAACGCUGGGAGAAUCCGAGUCGGAUGUGGGUGAACAAUCAGAAAACAAUUUUAGUUAUCAAACGCGUAGUUCCAUAAUAAAUAAUCCUUACAAUCGAGCCACUACAAGUAAUGCAUCAUCUGUACAACGUACAACGAAUAAACCGAGCAUGUCUAGUAGCAAUACUUUAAGAGGAGCUGCUCGCCGUAAAAUGAGUGGGCGCCGAAGGGAAAUGAAGCAGUUAAGGACAAUUAUUAAUUUACAAAAGACUACCAAUCUGCUAAUACCCCGAGCACCGUUUGCACGUGUGGUACGUGAAAUUAGUAUUGCCUGUAAUCCCGAUAUAGUACGCUAUACAUUGACGGCAAUGGAAGCUUUACAGGAGGCUACUGAGAUGUUUUUAGUCCAAUUACUUCAGGAUUCUUAUCUUUUGACCAUGCAUCGAAAAUGUGUUACUUUGUCGAAGGCUGAUCUGAUGUUGAUACGAUCUUUAAAAUUAAACUUUUAGUUUUAUUUAUUUUUUAUACAAAAUAUUUUAUACCUAUGUUUGUUUAUUGUAGCGCUAAUUAUUUUUAAGCAUUUAUUGAUAUGAUCCACAUAUUUUAAACCUAUAGAAACAUAUUAUUCAAGAAUAUUUUUAUAAAUUUGUAUAAUUUACAAAUCUUUACCUAAAAUGAGUAUUUUAUGUAGAAAAUAUGUAUUAAAACUUUUUAUAUAAAAUUUUGUUUAUGUUUCCAACGCAAAAUAAAAGUAUCACUAGUUUGAA
Calliphora vicina (urban bluebottle blowfly) is the source of this 837-nucleotide messenger RNA. RefSeq lists its product as uncharacterized. The coding region runs from base 82 to 579 and encodes 165 amino acids. The transcript is spliced from 2 exons. Gene Ontology annotation, molecular function: protein heterodimerization activity; structural constituent of chromatin; DNA binding. Lineage: Eukaryota; Metazoa; Arthropoda; Insecta; Diptera; Calliphoridae. The record is from RefSeq and is a predicted model, not a curated record. Gene Ontology annotation, cellular component: nucleosome; nucleus.